AUGGAAUGUACUUCGCGUGUUAGACUUAUGACGGGCUUAUUCAAUGACUAUAUCGUUUUUCUCGCUGGGACUGUUUAUUCAAGGACUAUCUGGAGUGUAUUCAAUGCAUUUUUUGGUGGUGUAGAUACAGAUGAGGAGAAUUCGAACAAGAUUUCCGACGACGAAAGUCGCCAUCAGUCGAAUAGCGACCGAGAAAACUCUGCCGGCAAAGACGUCGGCGGUGAGGAUAACAAUGAGAUCAUGGUCGAUCCCUAUACUCAAGAGAAGAAACGUAAGCCCACUGAUAAUCGCGUUGGCUGGAGUUAUCAAAUAGAGGGCGAUCCUAGUACUGAAGAAGGCUACAAGAAGUAUUUGCAAAAAGCGCUCGAAUACAUCAGAAAUCUCAGUAAUCAAGACCACGGCCUCGGUUAUGGCGGCGGCCCUGCUUACACGCAGUUGCACCAGCGUUUUGGAGAAUAUAAUAAUUACGGAGAGCUUCUUUGGGAUGAUGGUGAAGGAGAUGAUCUUGAUGGUGGUGAUCCAGAUUAUGACGGUGAUUUUGAUGAUGCAGAUUUUGAUUAUGAUUAUUGGGGUGGUCAUGAUGAAUUGAAAUGA
Molecule: messenger RNA, 594 nt
Organism: Cylicocyclus nassatus
Lineage: Eukaryota; Metazoa; Nematoda; Chromadorea; Rhabditida; Strongylidae
Source: the annotation of a GenBank genome assembly